Messenger RNA from Lolium rigidum, 1336 nucleotides. RefSeq names its product bifunctional aspartokinase/homoserine dehydrogenase 1-like. Bases 16 to 1170 code for a protein of 384 amino acids. Gene Ontology annotation, biological process: aspartate family amino acid biosynthetic process. Lineage: Eukaryota; Viridiplantae; Streptophyta; Magnoliopsida; Poales; Poaceae. Gene Ontology annotation, molecular function: homoserine dehydrogenase activity; NADP binding; aspartate kinase activity. The transcript is spliced from 12 exons. The record is from RefSeq and is a predicted model, not a curated record.
GAUCCGACUGUCGAGAUGCCGCAGGCGCAGGCGAGGUCGGUCCUGCCGGUCGUGCUCCUCGGCUGCGGCGGCGUCGGCCGCCACCUCCUCCGCCACAUCGUCUCCUGCCGCCCGCUCCACGCCAACCAGGGCGUCGCCAUCCGGGUGGUGGGCGUCGCGGACAGCUCCUCCCUGCUCGUCGCCGACGACGUCCGCGCCAGCGGCCUCGAUGACGCGCUCCUCAGCGACCUCUGCGCCGCCAAGUCCGCCGGCUCGCCCCUGUCGUCCCUGCUCUCUCGCGGGCAUUGUCAGGUGUUCAACAAGCCAGAGGCCAUGGGGAAAGUCAUCGACGCCGCUACCAUGCUUGGGAGGACCACAGGUCUGGUGCUAGUUGAUUGUUCUGCAACGAAUGAUACGGUUGCUCUGCUGACGGAUGCCGUGAGCCAUGGAUGCUGCGUUGUAUUGGCUAACAAGAAACCUCUUACAUGUGCCUAUGAGGAUUAUGAAAAGUUGACCUCCCACUUCCGUCAGAUAAGAUUUGAAUCUACUGUAGGAGCAGGUUUGCCUGUAAUAGCUUCUGUGACCCGCAUUAUUGCAUCUGGAGAUCCAAUUUCUCGAAUUGUUGGCAGCCUUAGUGGUACGCUUGGCUACGUGAUGAGUGAGCUGGAGGAUGGAAAAAGAUUUAGUGAAGUUGUGAAAACUGCCAAGUCUCUUGGUUAUACAGAACCUGAUCCACGUGAUGAUCUCAGUGGGAUGGAUGUGGCUAGAAAGGCACUGAUCCUAGCUAGGCUUCUCGGGCAACAGAUCAGCAUGGAGAAUAUCAAUGUUGAGAGUUUAUAUCCAAGUGAGUUAGGAUCCGAGGUUAUGUCCACAACGGACUUCCUUGAAAGUGGAUUGGCACAACUUGAUGAGAAGAUUGAAGAAAGAGUGAAGGCAGCAUCAUUGAGAGGAAAUGUUCUUCGAUAUGUAUGUGUCAUUGGAGACACAGGGUGCCAAGUGGGCCUUCAAGAGGUGCCAAAAGAUUCUGCAUUGGGGAGAUUGAGGGGAAGUGACAAUGUGGUGGAGAUAUAUAGCAGAUGCUAUGAGAGCUCCCCGCUGGUGAUCCAGGGUGCAGGAGCCGGGAACGACACCACCGCCGCAGGAGUUCUUGCUGAUAUAAUUGAUCUACAGGAUCUUUUCCGGUUGGCUUAGGCCUUUGACUGAGGUUGUAUGAAAAUUUUGAUGUCCAUUGGGCUCCUGUGUUGCUUGGACAAAUCUUGAGUGGUCAUGGUUAUAUGGUGUUGUGCACUUGGACUGCAUUGUGAGAUUGUGGGUGUAUCUUUUGAAAUGGGAAGUUCUGUUUUUAUCUUCUGUGAAA